Molecule: messenger RNA, 5071 nt
Organism: Blepharisma stoltei
Lineage: Eukaryota; Ciliophora; Heterotrichea; Heterotrichida; Blepharismidae
Source: the annotation of a GenBank genome assembly
AUGAAGAGGCUAAGCUCGCAUGAUGAAAGUAGCAGUAAUAUCAAAGUCAUUGCUCGAUUUCGACCUAUUAUUGAAAUAGAAGCUGAUUUGCCUGAUAACCGAACUGAUUUAUAUACCUUUCCAACUGACACUGCUAUAGAAGCUCACCAUGAUGCCAAUAACACUGACACCUUUGUGUACGAUAAAGUUUUUUCUCCUUCAUCUCAGCAAAUUGAAAUAUUUAACUUUGUGGGAAAACCGAUAAUUGAAGAUGUUUUAACAGGGUAUAAUGGAACUGUUUUUGCGUAUGGGCAAACAGGCUCAGGAAAAUCAUUUACUAUGAUGGGCCUUGACAUUUACGAUAACAUAACAAAAGGUAUAAUUCCUCGUGCAAUAUUCAAAAAAUGGCGGAUGGCGACCGGCCCACCCUCUCUCAAUGGUGGUUAGCCAUGUAUAUCCGGGCAUGGUUUUUGGAGCCGGGAGUUGGCCCAGCAACGUUUUGGACCUCGAAGCGAAAGGUCUAAGCACUGAGACCGCUGUUUCUGUGACAGAAUCCAUGGGCAGUUACUUGCGACUUCUUUUUGCCAGCAGCGCUCAGCCCAGUGAGUGCCCGAAAUGAGGCAGGACAACUUACCUCCUAAGCUGCUUUUGUGGCUUGCCCCGAAUGGCGAAAGCUGUUGAGUUCUUUCUCGGGAUGACCGGAAAAGAGGGGAAGGCAAGCUAGACAACAAAACGGGAGUCUCUCCAGUUAAAAGAUGCCCUUCAGUGGGCAGAUCUGGCGGACGACGCGGCAGUUUUGGCGUAAACUUAGGCGACGAUCCAAGUUGGAAAUGGAGGCGGCCAGCAAAGACGGUAUGACACGUCCCUUGACCUUCACCUCUACCGAGAAACCGGGGGUUCGGGCCCGGGAUUGGUGAACGCUCUGCCACCAUACGGGAAACCGUAGAAUGCUUCCUCGGACGAAGUGGGGACUUUAAAUACCCCAGCGUAAUCUUAAUCUUAAUAAUUCCUCGUGCAAGCUCUUUAAUCUUCGAAUCCCUUUCUGCGUCAACUAAGGAUGCUGUAUGCACGGUUAAAUGCUCGAUGCUUGAAAUUUAUAAAGAAACUUUAAAAGAUCUCUUAUUCCCCUUUUUAAAUUGAAACCAAAAUUUCUCUUUAACAAAAAAUUUCAAAACCUUAAAGAUAAGCAUAUUCAAAUACCUUAAAAUUAAAAUAAGAUAAAGAAAUUUCCGAUUGAAAUUAAUCACGACAAAUUUACUAUCAAAACUAUUUAUUAAUUCUCUUCAAUUGAAAUAUUAAAAUUCUGUUCCUAUUUAAAGUUCCAAAAAAUCAAAAAUUUGCCAAUAUUCAUUCAAUUUCAAUGGGAGAGUUGGGAGGCACAGGGGAAUUAAAAAUCAAAGAGUCCACAAGUAAAGGGAUUUAUAUUCAAGGACUAACUGAAGAAUACGUAGUCUGUGAAGAAGAAAUGAUGGAAAUCUUAUCAAUGGGAGAAAGCAAUAGAACUGUUGCUUCUACCAAAAUGAAUAAAGUCAGUUCCAGAAGCCAUCAGUUAUUUAUAGUCGAAGUCAAUCAGAAAUUGCCUGAUAACAGUGAAAGGCGCGGAGUUUUAAAUUUAGUUGACCUUGCAGGCUGUGAAAAAAUAAAUCAAACUGGAGUUACUGGAAACAAGCUCGAAGAAGCUAAAAAAAUUAAUUUGUCGCUAAGCGCACUAGGAAAUGUAAUUCAUGCUUUGACUUCUCAUUCUGAGCAUAUCCCAUAUAGAGACUCAAAACUCACAAGACUUCUGCAAGAAUCAUUAGGAGGGAAUUAUAAAACCACGUUAAUAGUAAACUGCAGUCCUCACCCAAGAAACUAUGAAGACACUCUAAAUACCUUGAAAUUCGCCCAAAGAGUAAAAACAAUUAAAAAUCAAGCUAUAGAAAAUUCCUGGGGAUAGCGCGGAAUACGCUAUCCCCAGGACCAACCGGGAUCGGAUCCCACAUGGAACGAGGGUUCCAUGUGUGGAUCCAUUUUUGACACGUGAAAGUAAAUAUCUCACAUGUCAAAAAUGGAUCCACACAUGGAACCCCCGUUCCAUGUGUGGAUCCGAUCCUGGUUGGUCCUGGGGAUAGCGCGGAAUACGCUAUCCCCAGGAAUUUAGUAUAAGUUAAAUGUGAAAAAAUCCCCAGAAGCCUAUAUGAGGAUUAUUAAUAAGCUAAAAAAAGAAAUUGAGGAGCUAAAAGGAGAGCUUUCAAGACACUCAAAGUCAAAUCUUCCAUCUCCUGCAGCUUUAAAAAGAAAAUUUUCACUGACUUUUGAAGCGGCGUCGCUAGAAAAUUCAGGAUUUUUUGAAUCUAAUUCAGGAUCGCUGCUAAGCCAUGAUAGAUUUAAAAGCAUUUCAGAUGAGGUCAGCACUUCGGACCAUUUAUAUGAAGAAUUUUCGAGUAUGAAGCAAGAUAAAGAAAAUUUGGGUUGUUCUAAAAUACCAUAGGUGAUAAAUUCAUGGAUUUUUUGUUGAUUAAAAAGAUUGGAAAUAAAAAAUUCUCUUUUUAAUUUGAAAAAAAUCAAUUUUAUAAUCAUUUUUAGCUCUAAAUGGCAUUUUUUGCCAAAGAAAAGAAAAUGAUUAUCUAUGGAUUUUCCUGAUGGAGAAUUUGUAGGAGAGUGUGCAGGAGUGUGGAGCUUUGGUGCAAAAACAUUCCACUCAGUGUUGGAGCCAUGCAUGAAGAUGGAGUCGAUUCCAAGAAUAACCUGAUGAAGCUGAAGAUCGUGGUGACAACAAAACAAAAAUGGGAUUUGUCAGAAAAUACCAUUUUUUGAACAGAAAUGUUUGAAUUAUUUAUUUUAUCAGAAAAAUUUUAUUCAGAUCAGAUUGAAAAUUAGAUCAGAAUAAUUAUUUUUAUAUCAGAAAUGCAGCUGUUACAAAAUAUAGCAGUUACAAAAAUUAUUUCAAGUUAUUUUUUAUUUUUUAUUCAAAUAUCUCAAAUAUUUCCAAAUUAUUCAAAUAUCUCAAGUAUUUCCAAAUUUAUUUUUGGGUUUCGAGAAUUGGAUUUUUACUAACUCCCCUCCCCCUCCGUGAGUGAACAAAACCAUUAGAAAAAUCGCUAUUUUUUGCCCAAAAACCCACCCUCCGUGAGUGAACAAAAAGUUUUUUAAUACAAAAAUUUUUUAUAGAAAAAAAUUUUUGAUAUAUAAAUGAUAAUUAGUAUAAUGAAAUCUAGAGCUAAUUCUGUUUAAUUUUAAACGAAUUGCUUUUUAAAACAUAAAUUUUAUAAAUUUAAAUUAAUAUUUGCUUUCCAAUUUUUGCAAAUUAGGAUUUUUUUAAAUUUCGAAAAAAAUAUUUUUUAUAAAAAUUUAUAUAUGAAUAUUUUUUUAAAAAACAAAAUUAACCCCCCUCCGUGAGUGAACAAAAAUUUUUUGUUCACUCACGGAGGGGGGGGGGAGUAAGUUAAAAUUAAAAUUAAAAUCAAUUUUCAUUAAUUUUAUUCGGCAAAAAAUGCAUGAAUUUACUACUCCCCAGAAAAUUUAGAGUCACGAAAUAAAGAACUAGAAGAAGAACUUGGCCUUGAAAGGAAAAAAAGAAUUAAAGCUGAAGAGGUAUCAUUACGAAAUUAUACCUCCUACAAAUGAAUUAUCCACCAAUAACAUAAGCCUCAAAAACUUCCCUAUUUUCUCAUCAAAAGAAUACGAUUUAUUCCAAAAAGCUACCAACAGCCAAAAUAGCCAAAACUGCACCCAAAAUAAAAUUUCUGCUGAAAACGAAAGCUUGAAAAAGCAGGUUGAGAUCUUGCAGUACCAUUUAUCCCAGAUAAACGAAAGAUUUGAAGAAUACAUUACAAAAAUAAAUAAAGGUGAAAAUAUUACAGAGUGAGAAUUUAUUGACCCUUCCAAAGCAUCUGCAGCUUAUAGCUCAGACUUGCCUGUUUAUACAGAAGAAGCUCCUCUUAUAGUAAAUCGGUCAUCAGAAAUAUUCAUUGACAUCCCUUUGGACGCAGAAACAUUGAUUUCUCAAGAUGUUUACUCACAAAGCAUGCCAGAAGUCCUUGAAGAAAAUUCGACAAUAAAAGAUGAAAUUUUUAUUCAUCAGCUACGGAAACAAGUCAUCCAUUCAGGGCUAAUUAAUUGUGAUCUCCAAAGGAAUUACUAUGAAUUGCUAUGAAAAUUUAAUUUAUUGAAAGAAAAAUUCAAUUUAAAAAGAAAAUUCGUGACUUAUCAAGAACAAAAAAUUAUUAAUUUGGAAAAAUCAGUAGAAUAUUUGCAUGAUCAGUCAAGCAAAAUUAUUGGGCUGAUUGAUAAGCUGGAAAAUGGAAACUGGCAAAGGGAAAGAGCUUCAGAAACUCCUGCAGGCCGAGGAAAGAUAAUUAGGCCGAUUAUUUCUUCUAUAGAAACCUCAAUACAAAGAAGAUCGGUCAGGAUGCUUACAACUAUGCCGAAUCAUAUGCAUGCUGAAGAACCUAUAGCAGUUAUACUUUUUUAGUCAGUUUUCAGGUAUAUAUACAAGCCAGAGAUAAUUUUUUAAAAAAUAAUUAAUAACCAUUUCAGAAAAAAACAAAAGGAUAGAUUCAAUUCUGAGCCAGUCGACGAAUCAUUCAAAAUCCGAAGCCUCGAAACCAGUCUAAGAAUGCAAACCCUCUUCAACCAACAAAUGCGAAAAGGCUAUGAGCUUGCCAAAAAAGAAAGUGAGUCCUAUAAAACUCUUUUAGAGUCCACACAAAAGCAAACCCUUGAAGUCUACAAAAACGAAAAAAAGAGAUGAAAAGAAUACCUUGAAGGCUUCAAAAACUUAUGCGAAAAAGAACUGUCCCGAAAGCAAACAGAAAUCAAUAAACUCCACGAAGUCUUAGGCAGCUGAAUUACGAAGUAUAUGGAAUUACAAGAGCAGACAGGAAUCCCUUGUGAUAAAAACAAAAAAGGCCCAAAGCACGCCCACAAGCGAACAAUUUCUAAAGAAUACAUGGUCGAUUUGGAAUGCUUAACAAGGCAAACAAAAAUUGCUAUAAGACCUUCAAAGCUUGAUUUAAGCAGCUCCCCUUUCCAUAUGAAAUUCAAAAAGCCAAGAUCAGUCACAGUAAAGUGCCAAAGUGGAGAUCAAAGCCCACCUUUGGAGCUAGAUUAA